Molecule: messenger RNA, 3242 nt
Organism: Colossoma macropomum (tambaqui)
Lineage: Eukaryota; Metazoa; Chordata; Actinopteri; Characiformes; Serrasalmidae
Gene: mvp
Product: major vault protein
Exons: 17
Coding region: 152-2767 (871 amino acids)
Cellular component (GO): cytoplasm; nucleus
Molecular function (GO): protein binding
Source: RefSeq, a predicted model, not a curated record
CGAAAACAACCUCUUCCGCAUUGACACGCCUACCAUACGCAGCUAGCUACUUCACAACAUUUAAGGAGGCUUUACAAAAGAAAAAGCGCCCAGUCCAGUUCAUACCAGCCGUUCAGGAAUACGCUGCAGGUCCUUUUCCACCUAAACUAUCAUGUCAAAGAGAGCCACAACCAGCCACAUGGAUACUGAACGCACUGAUUCGUCAAUCAUCAGGAUCCCACCACACCACUAUAUCCAUGUGUUGGAUCAGAACACCAACAUUGCCCGGGUUGAGAUUGGACCUCUCACUUACAUCCGCCAGGACAAUGAGAGAGUCCUCUUCAAUCCGACCCGGAUGACCAUGAUCCCACCCCGCCAUUACUGCGUGAUUCUGAACCCAGUAGUCCGUGAUGAUGAAUGCCGUGUCCAGUUUGACACUGCUGGCCAGGCUAAACUUCGUCAUGCUGACCUGGAGAUUCGUCUGGCCCAGGACCCUUUUCCCCUCUACCCUGGAGAAGAGAUCCAGAAGGAUGUGACUCCGCUGCAGAUUGUGUAUCCUGACACUGCCCUGCGGCUGCAGGCUCUUCUGGACUUUGAGGAGGAGAAUGGAGAGAAGAGAGUGGCUGGAGACGAGUGGCUGUUUGAGGGGCCAGGAACAUACAUCCCCAGAAAGGAGGUGAUGGUGCUGGAGACCAUCAAGGCCACGGUGAUCCGAGAAAACCAGGCCAUUCGCCUCCGAGCACGCAAAGAGGGCGUGGACCGCAGUGGAGUCCGCAGAGUGACCGGUGAGGAGUGGCAGGUGUGUAAGGUGGGAGCGUACCUGCCUGGGGCACAUGAGGAGGUCAUCGAUAUUGUGAAUGCUUUCAUCCUUACUGACAAGAAAGCACUGCAUGUGCGCGCUCUGCGGCCAUUCCGGGAUGCUGGUGGACGGGACCGAAGGACAGGGGAGGAGUGGCUUGUGACGCUGGCAGACAGAGAGGCACACAUCCCCUCAGUUGCUGAAGAGGUUGUGGGGGUGGUGGAUGUGACCACACUGAGCAGCAGACAGUACUGCGUGAUUCUGGACCCUGUGGGACCUGAUGGCAAGCCCCAGCUUGGACAGAAGAGAGUGGUGAAGGGCGAGCGUUCAUUCUUCCUGAGGCCUGGUGAGCAUCUGGAGAAUGGCAUUCAGGAUGUGUAUGUGCUGUCUGAGGAAGAAGGACUGGUGCUGCGUGCUGUGGAGGCCUUCAUGGACACAGAGGCGCAAGAAGAAGAUGGUGAGGAGGAGCAGGAGAAGCGGGGCAAAAGGGCUGGGGUUCAGCGUCGCCCUGGUGACCGCUGGAUGCUGCGCGGGCCGAUCGAAUACGUCCCACCGGCCACUGUGGAGGUCCUGCUGCGUCAGCGGGCCAUCCCGCUGGACGAGAACGAGGGAAUCUAUGUGCGGGACAUCAAGACUGGAAAGGUGCGGGCUGUGAUUGGUCACACCUACAUGCUGACCCAGGAUGAGGAGCUGUGGGAGAAGGAGCUACCCCCGAAUGUGGAGGCCCUGCUGACCAGCUCCCGGGACCCGCUGUCUGGACGUUCUGAGCGAGACCAGGGCUUGAUUGGCGGCCCCCGAGACAAAACAAGAGUGGUGUCCUUUCGUGUCCCUCAUAAUGCUGCGGUGCAGGUGUAUGACUACAGAGAGAAGAAGGCUAGGGUGGUGUUUGGGCCUGAUCUGGUGAUGUUGGGCCCAGAUGAGCAGUUCACCGUUCUGUCCUUGUCGGGAGACAAACCCAAGCGGGCCAACGUCAUUAAAGCAAUCUGUCUGCUGCUCGGCCCCGACUUCUGCACAGACAUAAUCACCAUAGAAACUGCAGACCAUGCCCGUCUGCAACUCCAGCUCUCAUACAACUGGCACUUUGAUAUAAAGAACCGCUCAGACCCUGCACAGGCUACAGCCUUGUUCUCUGUUCCGGACUUUGUGGGUGAUGCUUGUAAGGCCAUCGCUUCCAGGAUCAGAGGAGCUGUGGCUUCAGUGCAGUUUGAUGACUUCCACAAGAACUCAAAUCGGAUCAUCUGCUCAGCCGUGUUCGGCUUUGAUGAGAAGCUGGCGGUGCGUUCCAGUUUGCGCUUUGGUCAGAAUGGCCUGGUCAUCAGCAGUGUGGACAUCCAGUCUGUGGAGCCUGUUGACCAGCGCACACGAGACGCCCUGCAGAAGAGUGUCCAGCUGGCCAUUGAGAUCACCACCAACUCUCAGGAAGCGGCUGCCCGACAUGAGGCAGAGCGUCUGGAGCAGGAGGCUCGUGGCCGACUGGAGAGGCAGAGGAUCACUGACCAGGCUGAGGCUGAGAGGGCCAGGAAAGAGCUGCUGGAGCUGGAGGCUCUCAGCGCUGCAGUGGAGAGUACAGGAGCAGCAAAGGCAGAGGCUCAGUCCAGGGCAGAAGCAGCACGUAUCCAGGGUGAGGCAGCUGUCAGCGAGGCCAAGCUCAAGGCUGAGGCCCAGAGAAUAGAAGCAGAGGCCGAGCUGGAGCGCCUGUCAAAAGCGCGGGAUCAGGAGCUCAGCUAUAAGAAGGAAAUAGAUCGUCUGGAGGUGGAGAAACAGCAGAAACUGGCUGAGAUUGAGAGCCAGCGCUUCAAACAGCUUGUUGACGCCAUUGGCAGCGGCACUCUGACGGAGAUGGCUAGAGCUGGUCCAGAGCUGCAGGUGAAGUUGCUGCAGGCUCUGGGUCUGAAGUCCACUCUGAUCACAGAUGGCUCCUCUCCCAUCAAUCUGUUCACUACCGCCAACGGCCUGCUGGGGGCGAUAAAGGGUAGUGAGGAUCACUAGAGGAGCAAAGGGAGCAAGAGGAAACGAUGAUACAGAAGCAAUUUACUGCAAUUAUAUCAGAUGUGCCUGAAUAAAACUUCCUAUGCUGUAUAUCACUCUGUGCAAACCUUAAUGUUUGUUCCAUUUUGGUUAGUUAUAUCUUUUCCCUUCCCUUAUUCCUGACCAAUAUUGCACUCCAACUAUAAAAGCAGUCUAAUAGUGCAGGACUGGGCCUUUUCUCUGCCUUAUUUUCCUUAAACCAUGUGGCUUUUACCAGUGCUGCUGUUAAUGCGGUAAUGUAGCCUUUGCUCAUGUUCUUCUUAUCACCCACUACAGUUUGUGGCAAAUAUUUGGACGUGAUUAACUGGAUUUCUUUAUGACUUACAUGAAUGAAACGUUUAAAAUGUCCUACGCUGAGGCCCAAACAUGCAAUGAACCCAAAGAUAGAUGUCUGUAUGAUGCACUUUUCAAAAUCUAAUAAAUUUUUGGGAGUCUG